This is a messenger RNA of Truncatella angustata, 2057 nucleotides long. RefSeq names its product Gcd10p family-domain-containing protein. NCBI's taxonomy places the organism in Eukaryota, Fungi, Ascomycota, Sordariomycetes, Amphisphaeriales, Sporocadaceae. Gene Ontology annotation, biological process: tRNA methylation. The transcript has 2 exons. Gene Ontology annotation, cellular component: tRNA (m1A) methyltransferase complex; nucleus. The coding region runs from base 32 to 1969 and encodes 645 amino acids. The record is from RefSeq and is a predicted model, not a curated record.
GCUGCAGCAUUAUUUCCUCGCGACAAGGACCAUGCAUUCACUCGUGCAGCCCAAUGCCUGGGUGGCCCUUAAGUUACCCAAUGGGACGCUCAGGGUGCUACAGGUGACACCAAAUACUACCAUCUCGCUUGGAAAGUAUGGGUCAUUCCCGAGCAACCUGAUCAUAUCUAGACCAUAUCACCUCACGUACGAGCUGCAAGAUAAGCGCGAGCCCGAAAACUUCAACCGGCUGCGAAUCGUACCCGCGUCGGAACUCUACGCAGACAUCCUCACCUCCAGCGACGGCUCGUCCUCCUCGCCCGGCUCGCCCGCCGCAGCAGCUGACGGGGACGACGAAGAUGGCGAGGACGGCGCCCUACCGUCGAGCGCCGAGUACACGCUGGUCGACGAGUCGGGCGCCGUUGUGGCGAAAACAGACGAGGCUGCCGUGCUCCACGAGGCGGCUGUCGCUUCGGCCACCCAGACGCUGAGCAUGGAGGAGAUCGAGGCGCUGAAGAAGGGCGGCGCCGGCGCCGGCAAGGACCUCAUCGCCAAGCUCAUGCUCUCGCACACCGCCCUCGACCAGAAGACAGAGUACUCGCUCGCCAAGUACAAGCUCUUGAAGACCAAGAAAUACAUACGCAGGUUCUGCGUGCUACCGCUGGACAUGCCUCUGUUCGACCACUGGCUGCUGGAAGAGAAGGACUCGCAGAAGAUCCUGGAGAUGCGCGAGGAGAUGUUGGGCCUACUGGGUUGCUGGGCGAAUGUGCACUGGGGCGGAGAGGACCGCGAGAAGGAGAGCCACGAGGAUGGUGGGGCCGAUCCAGAGGAGGCGGACAAUACCCAGGGACGGUACCUGGUCAUCGACGAUACUGGAGGUCUUCUGGUCGCAGCCAUGGCAGAGAGAACGGGUAUCCUGUACCCGCCUGAAAACAAGGGAGAAACGCUGGAGGCGUGGCUGGAGGCACAUAAGAAUCCGCAGCAACGAAACUCCGCGAGGGAGCUACAGGACACUAAGCACCGACCAAAGGCAACAUCUCAGCAGGACGGAGAAGAGGACGAGGAGGCGGACGCUGAUGUGGAGGCUGAGGAUGUCGAGGCCAAGACCGAGGAGACCGAUGGUGCACAAUCACAGGCUACGGAAAAGCAGAAACGCGGACCAACGGAUGUCGCGCCCAAGAAGUACCCAUCCGGCCCCGGGAGGCGCGCAGACGACUUGAGCGUGCCUUACGCCAAGUCCAACACGUUGACGCUGGUUCAUCCCAACUCGCAACCCAACCUCAGCCUGCUGAAAUACUACGACUUCGAUAUCACGAACCCGUCACAGCCGCUCUCCCACCCGCUAGCCAGGAAUCUCAUGACGCUCUCAUGGCUUCAACUGCUGGAUCCUGCCGCAGACACGACAUACACGGCAGAGCCAGAAGCGAUAACGCCCGAGGAACUCCGAACCUGGAAGACGAACCGGAGAGGCAACUAUCACCGCAAGCGACGCCGAUGGGCCCGUGUUCGACAUGUGGUGGACACUGCACGGGCAGGCGGCUUCUCGGGACUGGUCGUUGCAAGCACGAUGGAUCCGAUUUCGAUCAUGAAGCAUGCCGUCCCACUGCUGGCUGGCGGUGCGCCGAUCGCCAUCUACUCCCAGAACGUGGAGCAGCUGACCAAGCUGGUCGACUGCUACAGCAUAGCCAAAAGAGGAGCUUGGAUCGCAGACCCGCCGGAGGAGGCUGUUGGCCGGACCUUGGAAGAGCUAGAGAAUUGGGAGGGGUCCGAGGAGUUCCCUCUCAACCCGACCCUGAUACUAGGCGCCGCGUUGCAGACGAGCAGAGUGCGGAAAUGGCAGGUGUUGCCCGGCCGGACACAUCCUCUCAUGACCAGUAAGGGAGGUGCUGACGGUUAUGUCUUCACAGCAUCGAGGGUCAAGCCGGCCGAGGGCAAAGUAGAGGCGCGGGGCAAAGGCGUUCGAAACAAGAAGCGUAAGGUCGGCGAGUAAAAAGCCGUGGUUGCACAUUUGGAAAAAAGUGGCAGAUAGCAUCUUGGCGCAUCCCACGGCAUCAUAGACUACUAGAGUGGCACCGGCU